AUGAGACUGUCUGCAGCACAUUUAUGGCGUUGGAGGGAUUUGUGGGAGCUGCUGGUUAAUUCGCAUUCGGAUAGCUCUUUUGUAUUUCGCGAUCCAUUAGAUUUCAUCACUGCUGUAGAUCAACAGAAUCCCGCAAUAUCCUCAGCAGUAUGCUUCGAUUCCUACUCGAAGCGUAUCGGUGAUUUUAUCUGCCGACAACUCGGCUCUAGUAAGGUUGCUUAUGCGGAAAAAGUUUCACUUACGAAUCGAUCAGUCGUGAACGUGCUGUGUGGAUUAAGGAGCUGUGCUGUGCUCACGGCUCAAAGCUGUAACGAUGGAGUGAAACUGAAAUGCGAUACUGACGACGAGAUUGCCUCGAGCUGUCCAGCCGGAGAGGUGCGAUGCGGUGACAGUCAAGACUGUGUUGAUGUGGAAUUUCUGUGUGAUUAUGAGACUGAUUGUCCGAAUGGGUGGGAUGAGAUGAACUGUCCCGACUGGCUUAGAAAUUUUACCAAAGUUGGUGAAUCCGAAUUAAGUGAUUCAAUAGUUGAAGUAUGGACACAUGUUCCACAUCCUCAAGUUUGUGCUCAUCGUUGUUUGAGCAGUGAAACAUUCGAAUGUGUUUCAUUUUCUUAUAAUGUCGUUGCGAGGGUUUGCGCGUUAGCCAGAGGUGUCUCAUCCACAUCGCUACGUCCCAAGUUCAAUAGUACAUUCUACACGCGAAUCUUCCAUCCUGGCAGAGAGUCGAUUUCAUCCCGUCUCUCGAACGGCUAUCUCGAAUUGCGAAAGGGAUCAUCGAUUUGGGCCGGAGUUUGCUCCAUCAAUUAUACUCGAUCAAAUGAGAGAUACGUCUGUGAGAAAUUUGGAUAUCAGAGUGUUCGUAAUGUGGGUGCUCAUCUAAGAGGGUCACACUGGUCGAUUGAAUGUAUUCGGUCAUCGAGCUGCUCACUGCCGGAUAUCCAUUCAUGCACACAAUCCCUUCAGUGUAACCAGUGCGGUGCUGGAAAGUUUGCGUGUGCUUCUGGUGAAUGCAUCAGUGUCGAGAAUGUUUGCGAUUCUCGUCCCGAUUGCGCAACCGGUGAUGAUGAACACCAUUGUGAAGAUAUUGAGUGGCGGAUUGUUAUUAUUGCUCAGACGAACAGAGGUCGGCUCGAGGUUCGAUUCGACGACGUCUGGCAACCAGUUUGCGCAGAUUCCUUAAGUGAUUCACACGUUCCUACUCUCUGCAAACUCAUCCGGUCAAGGAAUAGAACAAAUGUUAUUGCGGAUACGACAAAUGAGCUGAACCCGACGAUGGGAUGGCGAAUCAAGUGUAGUGAAAGCAUUUGCCGACUGGAUGGACAGCAAAAUUGCAGAAACUCAUAUGCUCGUCUUCAGUGUUCAUCUGAGAACGAUGCUCCAACAUGUGGUGCACGUUAUGUGGAUAUGGUAGCGCGUGAUCCACGCAAGCAUCGAUACGCUCGUGUCGUCGGUGGAUUCGAUGCUGUACCGGCUGCAUUCCCGUGGACUGCAGCAUUACACAUGAAAAGCGAUCACAGACUUCAUUGUGGUGCUUCAAUUCUUUCCGACAGAUUCCUUCUGACUGCGGCGCAUUGUUUUGACGAGAAUUCGGACGCGACUCACUAUGAAGUAAUUGUUGGUGAUUGGGAUAUCAUCGAGGAGGAAGGGAGUGAACAGAUUCUGAAUAUAUCACGUAUUAUUAAGUAUCCCUCUUAUAAAGAUCUAUUCGCUGACGAUGUUGCAUUGGUAGAGGUCAAUCGAAGUAUUCGAUUUGGCAAAUUUGUUCAACCGAUAUGUCUUCCAACCACUGAUUUUGACUAUCAUCCGGGCAGAAAAUGCGUUGUCUCAGGAUGGGGGAGACUUGGCGAAGCGUCGUCAGUGGAUUAUCCAAAAAUACUACAAGCAGCAACGAUACCGAUCUUGAAUCGUGAUGAAUGCCUCGAAUCCUCUGAAGUCUACCAGUCUAUUAGUUCGUCAGCAUUUUGUGCAGGUUAUUUGAGUGGUGGCAUUGAUACAUGUCAAGGAGACUCUGGAGGACCGUUUGCAUGUCAGAUUGAUGGUAACCGCUUAUUGUCAGCUUUUACCCUCUUCAUUUCAGAACUCUACUAUUUGGCUGGCGUGAUCAGUUGGGGCGAUGGUUGUGCUCUGCGUGGUCGACCGGGUAUCUACACAAUGGUUGUGCCUUACCUCAGCUGGAUAAAACGAAUUGUUCAUUCAACAGCAGAAUGA
This is a messenger RNA of Anisakis simplex (herring worm), 2208 nucleotides long. Lineage: Eukaryota; Metazoa; Nematoda; Chromadorea; Rhabditida; Anisakidae. The record is from the annotation of a GenBank genome assembly.